UUCACUCUCACACUAGCGACGCCCUUCUUUCUCUCUCCAAAACCCAUUUUGUACUUUUUUUUUUUUUUUUUUGAAACACAUCCGAUCGGGAAUUUUGCGUCGUCGAAGAACAUGAAUUCGUUGGAAUCGGUGAAGUUAUUGUUGGCGGCUACCGGCGGCGACGCCGUGAAACUGUUCGACAUUUCGGGGGAGCCUCAAAACCCUUGCGUUCUCACUCACUCUCCGUCUCCGGGGAGUCGGGUGAAUUCGGUCAAGUGGAAUCACAACAAUUUGGUGUUGGCAAGUGCCGGCGACGACGGUGAAAUAUCGCUGUGGAGGAAAAACGGGCAAAGUUUGUGGACAGUUCCUGCCAAGACAGCUAGGGCCGAAACUAGCGAGCCUUCAGAGUCAAUAUCGACAAUCAGCUUUAGCAACAAGGGGUCUCGAUAUCUGUGCUCUGGCGGAAGUGGUCAGAUUGUGAAGAUAUGGGAUUUACAGAACAAGCGUUGUGUAAAAUGGUUGAAAGGUCACACUGAUACUAUAACAGGUGUAAUGUACAAUUGCAAAGAUGAGCACAUAGCUUCUGUUAGUCGUAAGGGAGAUAUCAUACUUCAUAAUCUUGCUUCUGGGACUAGGGCUGCUGAACUCCGGGAUCCAAAUGGACAGGUUUUAGGGGCACUUGAUUAUUCUCGGAUGAGUAGGCACCUGUUGGUUACAGCUGGGGAUGAUGGGUCUAUUCACCUGUGGGAUACAACUGUUCGCAGCCCGAAGGUUUCAUGGCUGAAGCAGCAUUCUGCACCUACGUCUGGAGUGAGUUUUUCACCAACCAAUGACAAGAUGAUUGCUAGUGUUGGUCUGGACAUGAAGCUGUACACUUUUGACACAGGGUCAAAGAAGCCCUCUUCUUGCAUACCUUAUGAAGCUCCUUUCUCUUCAUUGGCUUUUACCGAUGAUGGAUUAACCUUGGCAGCUGGCACAAGCAAUGGUCAGGUUGUAUUCUAUGAUGUGCGUGGGAAGCCACAGCCAAUCACCGUUCUUCGUGCAUAUGGGAAAUCAGAGGCUGUCACAAAUCUAUGCUGGCAAAGGUCAAAACCUGUAAUGGUCAAUGAAAACAGUUGCAUGGAUGAGAAUGUUCUUCUGGCUGGUGAUGUGGGGGACUCAAUCCUUAUGCCUGAUCCGCUCCCAUCUAGGUCAUCAUCAUCAGGCCUUUCAAUGCCAACGGCUGUUUCUGGGUCUCGAAAUACUCUUCGUUCGUCUUAUUCAGGAGAUCUGUUUUCUUCUUCAGUAAGUAGUACUGCUUCCUUAUCCAGUACCCUCAAUUUCUCUACAUCAGAGGAAACACCUCUUAGAAGUAGUUUGUUGACCGGUAGACCUCUAAGAUUGCAUGCAUCAUCUCGAACUUUCAAAGAUGAAAUGGAGGUCUUUUCUCCUCUUGUGGAAGUCCAACCCAUGACAGCCUCAAUCGAUAAAUUUUGGGAAAAGGAUGAUGGUUCGAAGAAGGAACUGGAUAGGAAACCUUCAUUUCUGCUUAAUUCUCGAAGAUUUGGCUUUUCUGAUAAAGGGGCCAAUGAUAGCCUUCCAAUUUCUGACUGGAAAUCCGGCUCAGCUGCGAAACAGGAUGACACGCACUCUACUUUGUCGCCGCUGACAUCCAACCUCGCGCCAUCUGCACGAACCGACGACCCUUCUUCCAUCACUCCGCCGGAAUCUUGGGGGGGCGAGAGAUUUUCCGAUAAAUACAUGCCGCCACAUCAGUCCAUCAACAUGCCUUCCCGCUUUGCCAAAUUCGCAUCCAGUACGUCGUCAGGAUUAAUGUCGUCCGGAUUACAAGAAAGCCUCACUGCAAACCAGACCACCACUGGCUUGUCGUCGGGCUCGAGUCUCAUCGCAAUCAGCAAAGAAACCUCCAGCCAAGAUACUUCAUUAGCAUCUUCGGACGCUGUUUUGACUCCUUUAGGUAUAAAAAGCAAUCUCGAUACCCUCGGUGCAGCUCUUCCUAGAAGAUUUUACAGUUACGCAGAGAGAAUAGGCACCACGCAAGCCUUGAGCGACAUAACAUCCCUCGCAAUCGGUUCCUCGCCAAAAUCGAAGAAAACCGGAGCCGAAACCAGGGAAGAACUUCUUAGUAGCUUGCUGUCUAGGUCUGAGAAUCAAUCCGUCGCAGGAAUCAGCGCUGCUGCCACUAAUAAUGGAAGAGCUGCACAGUUGGAGAAAACUUCGUCGCAGUCUGACCCGCAGCAGGGAUCUUCUUUUACUCUUCAGCUCUUUCAGCGAUCGCUCGAAGAAACUCUCGGGUCCUUCCAGAAAUCCAUCCACGAAGAUAUGCGCAAUCUCCACAUCGAAAUACUUAGGCAAUUCCAUCUGCAGGAGAUGGAGACGUCGAGUGUCAUGAAACAGAUCUUGGAAAAUCAGGCGGAGAUUAUGAAGGAGCUCCGAUCUCUUCGAAAGGAAACUCAGCAGAUCCGACAGCUACUGUGAGUAUAAGUUGCCGUCGUCGUGGAUGUUACUUAUUUUUGUUUCAACUGUUUGUACAUUUUGAUCUGUUUGAUGACAGCAUUAUUAUUGUAGUUAUUGUCCAUGGAAUUUUUCCAUGGUUGACACAGAAAUUUGCACCAAAGAGUUUCACUUUGUGAUGUGAUGAUUCUUUUCUAUGAGCUUUUUAAUCUUUGAUA
This is a messenger RNA of Andrographis paniculata, 2651 nucleotides long. Its product is annotated as protein NEDD1. Lineage: Eukaryota; Viridiplantae; Streptophyta; Magnoliopsida; Lamiales; Acanthaceae. The record is from RefSeq and is a predicted model, not a curated record. Gene Ontology annotation, biological process: regulation of microtubule nucleation; positive regulation of cytokinesis; regulation of mitotic spindle organization. Gene Ontology annotation, molecular function: protein binding; gamma-tubulin complex binding. Bases 112 to 2457 code for a protein of 781 amino acids. The transcript has 10 exons. Gene Ontology annotation, cellular component: kinetochore microtubule.